Messenger RNA from Styela clava, 2868 nucleotides. The record is from RefSeq and is a predicted model, not a curated record. Lineage: Eukaryota; Metazoa; Chordata; Ascidiacea; Stolidobranchia; Styelidae.
UUUGCUUCAUUAUUUUAACAGGUUUCAAACAGAAUAAUAGUUUAUAUCCGUAUAUAUGUAACUUAUAUUGAUAUUUCCUAAAAAAAAUGAUGAAAGUUGUGAUCUUUGUGUGUGUGAUUGGAAUUGCAUUGGCAGGAGUUGCGAAAAAAAACAGAGUAGUCGAACCAAAACCACUAAGUGAUGAAGAGCCAGGAUCAAAAGAGUAUGAUCAUGAGGCUUUUCUGGGAGAGCAGCAAGCUGCGGAAUUUGAUGAACUUCCUCAAGAAGAAAGCCAAAGAAGACUUGGAAUCAUCGCUGACCGCAUUGACUCAAACAAAGAUGGGAAGGUGGAUAAAGAAGAAUUAGCAGCGUGGAUCAAAAAAGCACAAACACGGUAUGUGGAAGAAGAUGCAGCAACUCAAAUCCAAAAUAUGGAUGAAGACAAGGAUGGUCAGAUACAUUGGGAUGAAUAUUAUAAAUCUACAUAUGGCCAUGUUACUGAGGAUGAUAUGAAGGAGGAUGAAGAAAAUCAUGGAUUUAGCUAUAAAAAGAUGAUUGCUAGAGAUGAAAAAAGAUGGAAGGUUGCUAAUCUUGAUAAUAACGAUUACCUGAGUGUAGAAGAAUUCCAAUCGUUUUUGCAUCCUGAAGAGUUUUCUCAUAUGAGAGAUGUUGUUCUUGAUGAAACUUUCACUGACAUUGAUAAGAAUGGAGAUGGUUCUAUCAGUUUAGAAGAAUAUAUCGGUGACAUGUAUAAUGAGGAGGAAGAUGGUGAAGAACCUGAAUGGGUUAAAACAGAGAGAGAACAAUUUGUUGCACAUAGAGAUGCAGAUAAAGACGGAAAGUUAAACAAAGAAGAAGUUCGAUCGUGGAUUCUACCUGAUGGGUAUGAUGCUGUCGAAGCUGAAACCAGUCAUCUAAUGUACGAAGCAGAUUCUGACAAGGAUGAAGUUUUAACAAAAGAGGAGAUUCUUGAACAUCAUGAAACGUUCGUAGGAUCGCAAGUCACCAACUGGGGAGAUGAUUUGAAACGCCACGAUGAAUUUUAAGGAAGUUAUAUAAUAUGAAUAUGACUGUUAGGUUAUUUCAAAUGCUUAGGUUGUAUCAAACGCUCGCCAUAUUAGGCUAUAAAAAAAAAAGCAAUACCGGGUUACAAAAUGAUAUUAACGCUCUUGUACUUUGAUCUGUAGGAAGCAAUGAACGGAACUUGAUGAUUUAUCAAAUUUUAAUAUCAUGAGUAAUUAUAUAACAUUUUUUUUUGAAAUAGUAUAUAAUGCAAAAAAUGAUGCUUCCAAUUUUCAAAACCUUUAGUAAUUCUUACGAUUCGAAUAGUGCCAGAAUGGCAAAUAUUGUAACAUUUUUAAAUAUCUAAAGUGCUUUCACAUAGUUAAAGAGUGCCUUUUUCAAAAAUAAUUGAAAUUUUAGACUGUAACUCAAACAAUGAUGUACUACGAAAAGCUGUUAUGAAUUUGUAGCAAAUAAAUUUAAUUUCAUUAUCAAAUAUAAUUUGAUUUUCUUAUGGUGCCUCGUUUUAAUUAAAGCACAUUUUAGCGAAGUUAUUUGAAUCGUUUGAAAAUCUUGCAUGCUGAAUCGUUUGAAAAUCUUGCAUGCUUUUGUAUUUAAUCAUAUCAAAGAUUUCUUUCAUUAUUGAAGCUCAAUGCUGUGAUUGUAGCAAUCUUGUUUUCGAUGAAUACUCGCCAUUGUACUCUUGUGUGAAGUUGAAUGGGAUUUUAUAGUUAGCCAAGAGUCAAUUGAUGCAAUUACCGGUAAUCAUUUUUGUUUUGUCUUAAAAUUAUGAAAGCACAAUCUUGAUUUGGUUUCAUAUUAAAAUAGUUUUUCAAAUUUUAAGUUUUCAAAAUUUUACACAACUUGUACUUUAUGUUGCAUAGUGUUUGAGAUUAUUUUAUACAACUUUUGGAGGGAAUUUCUGUAUACUGCCUGAAAUAAAAAUCUGAAGCAAUUUUUUUUCUCUAAUUUUGUAAAACUGCUCUGAAUAUUCUUUAGUUAUAAAUUUGCAGAAAGAUAGGAAAUUUAGCUUAUGUGACAAAUUCCAUAUUCAAUUUGCUCCUUAGGUAUUAUGGCUACCAAUCAGAAUCUUGUUUGUUUGAAGGGUGUGAAACCCUCGUUAGUAAAGUAAUUUAAAUUUUUGCUGUUUGAUUUGGAUUUCCUUCAUUCAAUGAUUGCUCUAUUUUUUUAUCAUUUAAAAUAAAUAAAUUUAGUUCAUAAUAUCUGAAUAUUUACAAAAUAGAAAAAAGUUUGUUCGACCAUAUUUAGGAUUCUCCUGAUUUCGGAUGUCAAAUUUAGUAUAGUCAAUCUAUUUAAAUGAUAUUACAUAAUAUGUGCUUUGUAUUAUUAUCUAUGUACUAAUUGCAGUGUUAUGCUUCUAAAUUGCCAGUCUAAGUGCCACAUUUAUGAGGUAGCCAUGUUAUGGCCUGUUUCCUUGUUUCAGUUAUUUCACAUUUUUAUAUGUUGGGUUGCAAUAUGCAAUGACGGGAUUUGGUUUCAAGUUGCAAAGUUAUUUCAAAUAUUUAUGUGUGCUCUCAAAUAUAUAAGUAAUGUUGCAAAAGGUUUUUAUUCAAUUCCUAUAAUAUUAUCUUCUGUAUCAAGUAAUAUGUGGAUCAAAUCCAAACCUAACGUAAGAAAUUCUGUAUUGUAUUUUCAGUGAUCUCCUACUUAUUCAUCCAUACCGGCUUGAAUGUUUUUUCUACACAAUUUGAGUUAUGUGCAUGUUUACCUUUGUUUUUUGUAUUAUGUCCCAGAAACUUAUAAUGAUGUUACACACAAGCGAUAGAGGAAUGCUCAUUGCCCAAUGAAUUCUUUGUUAAUCAUUGCUCCAUGCUUGACAAUUUCGAAAAAACCAAUUAUUACAAUAUUUUUGACUUUAUAUUACAG